Messenger RNA from Paramecium tetraurelia, 378 nucleotides. RefSeq lists its product as uncharacterized. The transcript has 2 exons. The record is from RefSeq and is a predicted model, not a curated record. Lineage: Eukaryota; Ciliophora; Oligohymenophorea; Peniculida; Parameciidae.
AUGAAUAAUGUUACAGAUGCCUUAGCAAGGAAUGUUGAUAAAUUAUCAACCAAAUUGGAAACUUAUAUUGAAGCAAAUCAAAAAUAAGAUAGUUUAAGAUAUAUCUAUUUUAAUGGUAUAAAUUUGGCAUCAAAAGUUUCAAAUUAGUUGAAUAUUUAAAAAUUAUCUUCUGAAAAUUUGAGAAUAUUAUAGUAAGUGUAUGAAAAGUUAAACCAUUGUAAUCAAUACGUCGUUAGAAAUGCUGGUAUGUGGUUUUUUGGCAUCAAAGUGGUGGACAAACGAGUCAUUUAUCUCCAAACUGCGACCAUAAGUUUAAGUAAAAUUGAAGAAGAAAUUAAUAAAUUUAAAGAAUAAUUCUUUCCUAAUAUGCUAUUCUGA